Messenger RNA from Grus americana (Whooping crane), 3110 nucleotides. Its product is annotated as scavenger receptor cysteine-rich type 1 protein M130-like. Gene Ontology annotation, cellular component: membrane. The record is from RefSeq and is a predicted model, not a curated record. The transcript has 14 exons. Lineage: Eukaryota; Metazoa; Chordata; Aves; Gruiformes; Gruidae. The coding region runs from base 48 to 3110 and encodes 1020 amino acids.
GGGAGUGGGGUGCCGCAGGGCUGUGCCAGCAGGGCAGGAGGCUGAGGAUGGGGAUGGAGGGACUCCUGUCCCCUCAGGUGCUGUGGCUGCUCCUCUGGCUGCAGCUGUGCAGGGGGGCUGCGGAGGUGAGGCUGGAAAAUGGUGGCGGACGCUGUGCUGGAAGAGUGGAGGUGAAACAAGAGGGCCAGUGGGGAACUGUGUGUGAUGACGACUGGGACAUGUCUGAUGCUGCAGUGGUUUGCAAGCAGCUGGACUGUGGGUUUGCUGUUGAAGCACAUUGGACUGCACACUUUGGGCCAGGAUCUGGCCCCAUUUGGAUGUCUGAUGUUGAGUGUCACGGCACCGAGCCUGCCCUGUCUGACUGCGAAAACACAGGAAGCUCUGAACUGUACUGUGAUCACAGUGAGGAUGCUGGAGUGACAUGUUCAGGAUUUGUCCAGCUAGUUGGAGGGGACAGCCCCUGCUCAGGACGAGUGGAGAUCUAUGACAAGGACCAGUGGAAAGCUGUCUGUGACUCAGACUUUGGUCCCAAAGCCGCUGACGUGGUCUGUGGGGAGCUGCAGUGCGGCGUAGCCCUGUCCAUGCCUGGGGCAGCUCUUUUUGGAAAAGGUGUUGGUUCCAUCUGGGACAGAGAGCUGCAGUGUUUGGGGAAUGAAUCCCUUCUCGCCUCCUGCCCAAGAGGGUCCCCCAGGGACCAGCCCUGCACCCACACCAAUGCUGCCGGUCUCACCUGCACAAAGUACACAGGGUUCAGGCUGGUGAAUGGCAGCACAGCUUGUGAUGGGAGGGUGGAGGUCCAGGUGCUGGGGACCUGGGGCACCCUCUGUGCUUCCCGUUGGGACCUCUUGGAUGCCCAUGUUCUCUGUCGUCACCUCAACUGUGGGUUUGCUGAGUCCAUUCCUGGAGGAGGGCACUUUGGGAGAGGCAUGGGCCCCACCUGGAGAGAGUCAUUCCACUGUGAUGGGACUGAAGGCCACCUGGGACAGUGCCCAGUGACUGCCCUGGGAGCCUCACCGUGCUCCCACGAGAAUGUUGCUGAUGUCAUUUGCUCAGGUGACUCCGCAUCCCUGCGGCUGGUGGGUGGAGGGAGCCGGUGUGACGGGCGAGUGGAGAUCUUCCAGAGCGGGACGUGGGGCAGAGUCCUGGAUGACCAGUGGGACAUGCAGGAGGCCAGUGUGGUGUGCCGGCAGCUGCGGUGUGGAGAGGCAGAGACAGCCUACAACCCCCCGAAGUCUGAGAGAGGGACGGGUCCCAUGGGGCUGCGAGGGGUGCGGUGCGCAGGGCACGAGGCCAACCUGACCCUCUGCAACACCUCCCUGGCCGAGAGUGCGCUGGCAGCAAGUAUUGCAGAGGAUGUGGGGGUCGUUUGCUGGGGGAGCCGGCAGGUCUGGCUGGUGAACGGGUCCGGGCGCUGUGCUGGGAGAGUGGAGAUCUACUACCGGGGCAGCUGGGGGACCAUCUGCGAUGACGGCUGGGACCUGCCCGAUGCUGCCAUCGUUUGCCACCAGCUGGGCUGCGGAGGGGCGGUGGAGGCGGUUGGCUCUGCUCGGUUCGGGGAAGGCUCUGGGCAGAUCUGGCUGGAGAGUGUGAACUGCUCCGGGGCCGAAGCUGCUCUCUGGGACUGCCCGGCAGGGUCCUGGGGGAAGCACGACUGCGGGCACAAAGAGGACGCAGGAGUCGUCUGCUCAGAGUUCGUGGCCCUGAGGCUGGAGAACAGCACCAACUGCUCCGGGCGCCUGCAGGUUUUCUAUAACGGGACAUGGGGGAGCGUUUGCUCCAACUCAAUGACUCCCAAAACGGUGUCGCUGGCCUGCAAGGAGCUGGGCUGUGGGGAUGCAAAAUCCUUGGAACCGUACCUGACCUCUGGCAGGCUGACUGGCCCCGCCUGGCUGGAUCGCGUGGAGUGUGGGGAGAGAAACAGCUCCUUCUGGCAGUGUCCCUCCGCUCCCUGGGACCCACAGUCCUGCGAUGACCUGCGAGAUGAGACCCACAUCACCUGCAACGGGAGACAGCCAGAAACGCCCCCGGCCCUGGGGGCCACGUGCCCAAACUCCACGAGCUGCACAGACAGGGAGAAGAUUCGUGCUGUGGGAGGCGAGAAGGGGUGCUCGGGCAGAGUGGAGGUGUGGCACCGUGGCUCCUGGGGGACAGUGUGCGACGACUCGUGGGACAUGCAGGAUGCCGAGGUGGCAUGCAGGCAGCUGGGCUGUGGCCCCGCAGUGUCUGCCCUGGGCGAGGCUGCCUUUGGGGAGGGGACGGGCCCCAUCUGGCUGGAGAAGGUGGAGUGCCAGGGGACAGAGCCCUCUCUGCAGGACUGCUGGGCCCAGCCUGGGGACAGCGGUGCCUGCCGGCAUAAGGAGGACGCUGCCGUCAACUGCUCAGAUCCCACCCAGGGCCGUCCAACGGGCAGCGGGAGAGUCUCAUUGCCCGUCAUCAUCUGCAUCAUCCUGGGAGCCCUUCUCUGCCUGCUCCUGGCCCUCCUGGCCGGGCAAGUGUGGAGCGCUAGGGCUGGGCGCAGAGGCUCCGAGAGAGCUUGGGAGCCCUUCCCUGAGGCCCUGUACGAGGAGAUUGGUUACAGCCCGGCGUGGGAGAAGCAGGCGAGGUUCAGCGUCUCAGGCUCCUAUUCAGAGGGAUCCCUGACCAAGGUGCAGCCCCAGCCCGGGGACAGUGAGGAGGAGGAUGGUCCGGGGUCAGCCCCAGACGUCCCUGUCUGGCCCAGAGGUGACCCAGCAGAUGGCUAUGAUGAUGCCAGGGAGGUUUCUGACCCUGGGGAGGAUCCUGCCUCUGGUCAGGGAGACUGGGAAAUGCCCAGGGCCCCAGAGGAGGGAGCAGGGCCCAGGGAUGCACCUGGAGGGGCAAAGCUGCGCUCCCAGAGAAGUGCUGGGGCCCCUGGAGCGGAGGGAGACGCCUGGUCCCUGUCCCCGGAGAGCACAGGCUAUGACGACGCUGAUGAGGCGUCUCUGGCACAUCCCCCUGAGGACACAAAGGCUGUGACACCAGAGCUCAGUGCCCAACAGUCCCUGGGCCCGGGGCCAGGACAGCCCGUCCCUGCCAUGCAGCUGGGUGCAGCCAGGAGGGAGGAGAGGUCUGUGCAGCUGGGAGAGCCGUGA